GACUACUGCGAUGUGUACCUCACACACGACUCGAUGAGCGUCCGCAAAGCUCACAACAGCGGAAGGAAUCACCUGCGAAAUGUCGUAGACUACUACCAACAAAUCGGCCACGAGAAAGCCCAGUCCGUCAUCGACUCGAUCACAUCCUCCUAUGCGGCAGAAGGUCAAUCCUCAUCCAACCCUAUGCUCGGUCAAAACCCUGGCCUCAACCCACCUCCCCCAUUCGCAUUCCCAGGCGGUACGUCUUCUCCUUCUCCUCCUUUUCAGGCCCUUCUAACGCAGCUUUUAGGCGUCCCACCACCCCCCUUUGGUAUGCCCGGUAUGCCGCCAAUCCCCGGAAUGCCUCUGCCAGGCGGUCUCCCGAUUCCACCACCAGGCGGCCGUGGAAUGCCAAUGCCACCGUUCCCUGGCGGUCCAAUGCCUCCUCUCCCCCAGGGCAUGCAAUUCCCACCCCCGGGCGGCCUUCCUCCGAAUUUCCAGUUUCCGCCACUGCCGGGUGGGUUCCAGCCCCCGCCUGGAUUCCCGCCGCUUCCUGGUGCUCCUGGGUUUGAUGCGCAGAAUCAGGGGCAGCAAGGCGGUCAAGGUCAGGGGCAGGGUCAGAAUGAUAGACGAUGA
Hyaloscypha bicolor E is the source of this 615-nucleotide messenger RNA. RefSeq lists its product as uncharacterized. Gene Ontology annotation, molecular function: pre-mRNA 5'-splice site binding; zinc ion binding. The transcript has 2 exons. Gene Ontology annotation, cellular component: U1 snRNP; nucleus. The annotation marks the transcript as partial. Gene Ontology annotation, biological process: spliceosomal snRNP assembly; mRNA splicing, via spliceosome; mRNA 5'-splice site recognition. The record is from RefSeq and is a predicted model, not a curated record. Lineage: Eukaryota; Fungi; Ascomycota; Leotiomycetes; Helotiales; Hyaloscyphaceae.